AUGCCCCCAGCAAUAGGUGCACUAUGGAAUCAAAAACUCGAGCCUUCUGAGAGACAGAAGCUUGAACUUGACGAGGAGGAGAACCGGCUCGAGUUCGGCAUCAACCUCGCGUCCAACGUGUUGAGCACGUCGAUCGACGUCGCCACCUCGCUGACGGUCAACGGCAAGUCGCACCUGUUCAACGAGGUGACGCAGCAGCGGGUCCCGUUGCCUGUUUAUGACCAGAUGGACCUCGUCUACCUCCCCGUCUACCUCGGCCUCGACCUCGGAAGCUACACGCACGUCCUGGUCGACGAGUUGCAGGACGCGUUCCACAUCAUCUGGCUGUUUAUCCAGCAGAUGCUGCUCAAGGGUGCGAACCUGCUCAUGGUGGGCGACUUCGCGCAAAGCAUCUUCUUCUGGGCCGGCGGCAGCCAGGCCACGCACGACGAGAUGGUCGAGUACUGCACCCGCCAGGAACACGGUCGCCUGCACAUCAUGGUGGCGAACACCGUCACCGCUGUCACCGACGUCUCGGACGCGGAGCCGGCACCGGGAAGCCACUGGUUUCUCACAGCCUGGUUCGUCGACCCGGAGGACGAGGAAUGA
Molecule: messenger RNA, 588 nt
Organism: Emiliania huxleyi CCMP1516
Lineage: Eukaryota; Haptophyta; Isochrysidales; Noelaerhabdaceae
Exons: 3
Coding region: 1-588 (195 amino acids)
Molecular function (GO): ATP binding
Source: RefSeq, a predicted model, not a curated record